GUUGUGUAAGAGUCCUGAUUCAUUAAAUUGAAGUUACUGUCAAAUAAACAGCUGUUUCUUUUUGUCGUAGGGUAUUCGCAGAGUGAAAGUGUCCUGAGCACCCCUGAGCGUCUUUGCCUUUGCUCCAGGAGUGACACUGGUGGUGAGAUCAUGUGAAGGAUGGGCUGAUCAUCUUGACCAUGUUUUUGACUCCUUCACUGCUGCAGGGAGGCUCUGACACCUUUUCUUGGCUCAUAUCAAUGUGUGUGUUUGACAGCUCCAGAGAGAUGCUCGGGUGGUGAUGACAGCAGGAUGGGGCACAGGGCCACGGGCUGCACAUCGGUUCUGGCCCUGUUCUGCACAGUGCUCAGGGUGGCCCCGAGCGGAGGCAUCAAAUGCGGCGGGGUGCUCUCAGCACCCUCUGGCAACUUCUCCAGCCCCAAUUUCCCGGGGCCAUACCCCUACGAGACGGAGUGCACCUGGCUGAUCGUGGUGGCCGAGGGCUCCUCCGUCCUGCUCUCCUUCAGCCACUUUGAGCUGGAGUACCACGCCGCCUGCGCUUACGAUUAUCUCCAAGUCUACAAUGGGGCAUCCCGGGACCAGGGCAACCUUCUGGGCACCUUCUGUGGCCGCAGUGCCCCACCACCUUUUGCUUCUGCCUGGCACGUCAUGGCUGUGGUCUUCCGCUCUGACCGGCAUGUGGCCAAGCGUGGCUUUGCUGCCACCUACCACAAAGAUGCAUGUGGUGGGCAACUGACGGGGCUGUCUGGGGAGAUCGCCAGCCCGCAGUACCCCGAGAGCUACCCCAAUGACGCAGAGUGCCGCUGGAGCAUCAGGGCAACUGAUGGCCCCCUCACUCUGAUCUUUGCUGACUUCCAAGUAGAGGGUGGCCAAGGCUGUGGCUUUGACUACGUGGCUCUUUUUGAUGGUCCCACUGCUGCUGCUCCCCACCUGGGUCGCUACUGCGGUAGCACCCGCCCGCCCCGCAUCAUCUCCUCCACCCAACAUCUCUUCAUCCUCUUCAAAUCGGACUUCAACAUUGUGGGCAGGGGCUUCAAGGCCCGUUUCUACUCAGGUGAAUGCCAGGAAGUCUACACCACCAUCAAGGGAAAUUUCUCCAGCCCUCAGUACCCCAACUUCUACCCCAACAACCUCCAGUGUCAGUGGAGCAUCCAGCUACCCCCAGGCUACCGGAUCAAAGUCUUCUUCUUGGACCUGGAGCUGGAGGCUCGGAGCAGCCUGACCAGUGGCUGUGACUAUGACCGCCUGGAUGCCUUUGAUGGUGGAGCUGAGAACGCUUCCCUGCUGGGGACGUGGUGUGGGAGGGAGAGCCCAGCGCCUCUCACCUCCCGCAGCCAUCAGCUGCUGCUGGUGCUCCACACAGACCGCAGCACGGCCAAGCGGGGCUUCUCCCUUGCCUACGUUGGAGUCGUACCCAUGAACAUCAGCUGCACACGGACGGACUUCCACAUCCAGAUCCCCGUGCAGGCCCUGGCCCAGCUGCAGAGGAACAAGGUGUACUUGGGGAUGCCCUCCUGCGUGGCUCAAGUGGUCGGUUCACACUUCAGGAUACACACCCGGUUUGACACAUGCGGUGCUGAGUCUCAGAGACGAAACAACACAUCCAUCAUUGUCAGCACGCUCUACAUCGACUUCUCAGUGGGUGACCAGGAGGACAUCCACCGGUACGAGGUGCAGUGUGAGCCCAAGAGGAAGGAAGCCUCCGUGUCCCUCAUUGCUGGCCCCGACCCACACAGGCUGAGCCAGGCAGAAAAUAUGGUGGACGUGAAGCAGAGAGGGGUGGGAGCGAUGGAUGCCCACGAAACCAAGAGCCAGGACACCAGUGACAUCGUCUUCAUCAGCAUCUGCAUUUUGGCUGGGCUGCUUAUGGUCAUCGCUGUGGUUGGGCUCGUGCUGCUGUAGCAAACUCAAGUUGGAAACGUGGUCCCCAAAACCACCCUUGCCCCACAUUUAGUGCUAACACAACUGCUGAAAUGGAGAUGGUGAAACAAAGCCCGAGCCCAACCUCCACCUCCCACGCCUGAGAUCUGGGUGGUAGGCAGCCAUUUUCCUUCCCAUCAGUUUUCCUCUGUCUCUCAAUCUGUCCAUUUGGCUCAGGAAUGCACUUCUUAUGCUCUGUAACUAUUCCCACACCUGCUUCAAUUUGUUUUCCCGCUGGUGCCUCUACUUUCGGGAAAGUAACGCUGUUUGCUGAUGGCUGGAAGUAAUCCUGUCAACUGCUGAAUUCCUGAACAUAGCAACUACCCCCAAAUAUAGCAAUAUUUGUAACAAACGUU
Molecule: messenger RNA, 2276 nt
Organism: Lagopus muta (rock ptarmigan)
Lineage: Eukaryota; Metazoa; Chordata; Aves; Galliformes; Phasianidae
Gene: CDCP2
Product: CUB domain containing protein 2
Exons: 8
Coding region: 292-1902 (536 amino acids)
Source: RefSeq, a predicted model, not a curated record